UUUAGACAUGCAUUCAGGAUUACGGAGUGUGUGUGUUUGUAUGAGAGUUGACUUAAAGUCCAAUAUAUUUAGUAUUUUGGCAACUGGAUUACAAAAAAAACCUUUGCGGUAAAACUAAAGUAAAAAAUAAAUGUGACAUUCUGCAAUUUAAUAAUUGAGAACCAUAAUUUAUCCUUGCAAAGAACCUUUUACCCGGACGUCAUAAGGCACUGCGCAAAGGUAAAAACAGAAGUAAAAUGUACAAAGUAAAACAAAAACCCAGUAAAACCCAAUACAAGCAUGCAGGCGAGUGAUAACAACACUCCAACAACAAAUAAUUUUUUUUAAACCCAUAGCUAAAUUUUUUUUAAAGGAAGGGAAAAAGCCUCAUUCGCACCGUGCAUAGCCAACCGUACUAAUUGCCUGCUCAUUCUGGCAGAAGGAAGCCCCCUCUUGGGGGUAUUUUUGGCCUAGUCUUCCACGCCGGCCAGACAUCUUGUAAGGGAUAGGAUUACCCACACACUUUAUCCCACCACACGUGGCCUGCCAACGAAUUAACUGCCGGUCGUGCCCAUUUACACUGCUGGUUGGACAGAGGCACGGGGGUGGGAGGCAGGAAUUUAAGAAACAUGCCCAUUGUUUAAACUGCCGCGUCGGAAGAUCGGUCCAGCAACUUGCAAGUCCCGUGCGCUAACCGUUACACCGCGGCAAUAUCCGUCUGUCCUACUGCUGUAUGUCCCGCUUUUGUUCUCACCACCAAGGGCUCACAAUUGAGAGGGUGCAGAGAAGAGACCCCCUUGAGGCCACAUUAGGAAGCAAGGGCAGCCUCAACAAGUCCACGAUGAACGGGAGCUUGGAGCACAUGGAGCAGCCGGACCCGGAUGCCAUCAAGAUGUUCGUGGGGCAGGUGCCUCGCGCCUGGAGCGAGAAGGAGCUCAAGGAGAUGUUCGAGUCGUUUGGCCCCGUCUACGAGAUCAACGUCCUGCGCGACCGCACACAGAACCCGCCGCAGAGCAGAGGCUGCUGUUUCGUGACCUUUUACACCCGCAAGUCGGCAUUGGACGCCCAAAAUGCCCUGCACAACAUCAAGACUCUCCCUGGGAUGCACCACCCAAUUCAGAUGAAGCCAGCUGACAGUGAAAAGUCAAAUGAGGACCGGAAGCUGUUCAUCGGGAUGGUGUCCAAAAAGUGCAACGAGGGCGACGUGCGGGUCAUGUUCUCUGCGUUCGGACACAUCGAGGAGUGCCGCGUGCUGCGUGGACCCGACGGCCUCAGCCGGGGUUGUGCUUUUGUAACGUUUUCCACGAGAGCCAUGGCGUUGAAUGCCAUCAAGGCGAUGCACCAAUCCCAGACCAUGGAGGGCUGCUCGGCACCGCUCGUCGUCAAGUUCGCCGACACGCAGAAGGACAAGGAGCACAAAAGGCUGCAGCAGCAGAUCUCGCAGCAGAUGCAGCAACUCAACGCCUGGGGUGGCAUGGCCGGCAUGGGUGCGCUGGCACCGCAGUACCUGGCGCUUUACCUGCAGCUUCUGCAGGCAGCCGCUACAGGAAAUCUGGGAGCCUACGGGAGCCUCCAGCAGAUGGCCGGUCUCAACGCCAUUCAGCUGCAGAACCUCUUGGCUUUGGCAGCAGCAGCUGCGUCACAGUCUCCCGGCUCGGGGUCCUCGGGCGGCGGACUCGGCUCAUCCACGGGUGGCCUCGGCGCUCUCGGAGGUGCCGGUGGCAGCUCCUCCAGCUCCUCCAGCUCUGGUGUGGGCUCCAUGGGCUCGCUGGCCGGGCUGCAGGGCCUUGGGGGAAACUCGGCGCUCAGCACCAUGGGCGCCCUGGCAGCUGCACUGGAGUCCUUUCACCUUCAUUCGCAAGGUAUGGGCUCGCUCAAUGGCGGCCUGGGGGGCUCGGGUCUCUCCAAUGGCACGGGCGGUGCCGGUGGAGGGGGAGGAGGCGGUGGCGGCGGCGGAGGAGGAGGCGGUAUGGAUGCACUGAACCAGGCGUACUCCAGCAUUCAGCAGUACGCCGCCUCUGCUCUGCCCGGCCUCUACGGCCACAACCUGGUGCAGAGCCAGGGAGUGGCGGGCAGCCAGAAGGAGGGCCCCGAGGGAGCGAACCUGUUCAUCUACCACCUCCCCCAGGAGUUUGGAGACCAGGACCUCAUGCAGAUGUUCGUGCCGUUCGGCGCAGUCAUUUCGGCCAAGGUGUUCAUCGACAAGCAGACCAACCUCAGCAAGUGCUUCGGUUUCGUGAGCUAUGAUAACCCGGUGUCAGCCCAGGCUGCGAUCCAGGCCAUGAACGGCUUCCAGAUCGGCAUGAAGCGUCUCAAGGUGCAGCUCAAGCGCAACAAGAGCGACGGCAAGCCUUACUGAAGGGUCGUCUCCCUCCCUCCAACUCCUCUCCGCCCUCACUCUGUCUCGCCAUCACCUGGUCCAUCCUGCCCAUCGCUAAAUUCCCACUCUCCAUUUCACUCCUCCAUCCCUCGUUCCCUCUCAGCAUCUCUCGUUUUUACCUCGAUCCAUGUUCGACUCAUCCCACGCGCCAUCUUUAUCCCCUUUUAGUCUUACCUUUCUGCAUCUCUUCCCCUCUCUCCAAUCUUUUUCUCUUUCACACUCUCUUCAUCUCGCUGUCUUCCCAUCACCGGAUCUGUCUCCCGAGAUCAUCCGGGCUGUCCUCCGUGGCUCCUCCCAAUCUCCCCGGCGCACUUCCAUCUCUCUUGUGGCUGGAGGGUUUCCACGUCCACCUUUAGCCCCAGCAUAGCUCGUUAACAAUAACGGGGCUUUAACUACUUAACGAGUAUAAUAACACUUUUGACAUGGCCGCACUCUCGCUAUCUCUUCUUGUUUGGUGUUUUUUUAUUUUUUUUAAAGAGCUCUUGUUUUUUUUUUUGAUGUGCGUUUAAGGAAGAAAAAAAGUAUUCAUUUUCUUUUGAGAGAAGUUUGUUUUAGGUGUUACCGUCUCAAAGUUUAAUUAUAUAUAGAUGCAUAAUAUACAUUUUUUUUGUUCGUUUUUAGUUUGGUUUAUUGUUAACGGUUUUUCCGCUUAAGUAACGUAUUGGCCACCUUUACGCGCGGCGAUGUGUGUGCGUGUUUUUUCUUGUUCUUUGUUUGCUGUGCGGUUUUUGAGGUGCAUUCUCCUAUCCUGUCCAGGAGCUCACGCCCCAGGUGUGUUUACAAUAGUGCCGUUAGGGCACCCGCGGGCUUCCUGGUAGUGCAAGUCGCCAAGUGUGACCCCGAGAUUGUGGGAUCGCAGUUACAAUCGUGCGAAAAGUCUCGCCCUGAUAUUGUGCAGAUUCCUCGACAUGUUUUUUUUCUAAUUUUAUUUAAAUCAAACUAAACAAAUCUAAAUCGCCCUAAAAUAACGGGGUAUCUAUUUUUUUGUUUGUUUAAAACGAUGGUGUGUUUUUUUUAUUCGCAAAGUAGAUUUUAAUUUUGUUCAUUUUGUUUUGAUAGGACUAUCAAAAUAAAUGGAAUCACAUUUCAUGAAAACGGGGGAUGUUUUUUUUUUUUACCAUUGGGGAUUUUCAUAAAUUGUGUCGUAUCCAAUUUACGGCAUGCUUUAAUAUUGCACAAUUUGUUGUGGGAUUUCGACCAAUAAUAAUCUGAUUCAUUAAUAUUGUAAACUCUUAAAAUGAUAGAUUUGUAUUUAGAUCCCAGCAUUUCACUUGACAUCGUGGAAUUAGCCACGAUAUCACCAUCAACGUUAUGGGACACUUUGUAAUUGUUCGAUCUCUGUCAAUAUCUCGACUGAUAUCUUCGCGAUUUUCUCGAACCGUCGGGAUGUCUUGAAAUUGUGGGAUCUCCCAGAAAAUCGCGAAAUUUUAUCCCGAGAUGGCGAGAUCUCUCGCGGCCGUGAUGUUGCUGGCGGACGGCACGUGUUUGUUUUUAGGUUGCGCGCCCUGUGCCUCAUGCCCUCCCUGUCUCCUUGGGUUCUUGGUUGAGUCCUAAAAAAAUUACGCUUUUGUGAGCCUCAGAAAUGUGUGCAGUGCUGUACUCGAUUUCCUUCAGCAAACGAUUUUCCCGAGAGAAGAAAAAAAAUUGUGUUUGGUUUACAAUUUAUGUUGUCUGUUGAGCCACAGUGUGGGGCCUCCCUUCUUUUUUAGCAGGGAAAUUGCAACAGGGUAAAACGGAAGAAGAAACAGCAAGAGGAAUGACGUCUUUAUUAUACAUGUACCUAUGUACACACAUAUGUUUGCUUUGAGAUGUUUGGGUAAAAUCUUUUUAAUUUCUGAACGGCUACGCGUAAUGUGAUCAAUCAUUCCACAAAUAGGCUUCAUCGCCUUCUAAGGAGGAAAUGGGUCAGAGCCGUCAGAGCCAGAAUAGGAUAAUAUUUGAAUCUUACCCAGAUCCUUCAGAUAGAUCCAUGCUGCGUUGCCACGGCCACCAGGAUGGGUGCUCCCUCGGUUCACGAACCUGGGCGCCCGCCGAGUUGUUCCCAAGUAGAGCCCCGCUGUUGUUAGCGCGACAUUUGACAUCUUGGCCGCCGCGCUGGGCACUUUUCUGCGAACUUAUUCGGGAAUUUAUUCAAGAACGUCGUCGGGGUGUCCUCAAGAAGCUCUCAACACGUACGGAGCGAAACGUCGGACAUCGUGCCGAACGGCGUGCGGCGGAGACCGGAAACACGUUGGGAGGGCGACGCGACACAAAAGCAGAACCCCCCCCACGCGGUAGCGAAAUCAUCGGUGGCUGGUUGCACCUCCUUGGUAAAUGGAUGUGAUAAGCAUUCUGGCACGAAGGCAAAAAAAUGCCUCCUCGGGUGAUAGUUUUUGUUUGUUUGUUUUCAAUUUGCCGUAAGGAGUGUGGCAUCGCGUAAUAAAGGAGAGCAAAUAUCAUUUGGGGGAGACGUUCUUGUACUGCCGACACAAUUUUCACGCUUGUUUUUUCACUCGAUAACUACGAUUACCGUAUUUUCCGGACUAUGAGACGCUCCGGAAAGUAAAACACGGGCAGAACUUACGUCUUAUAAUGCGGAUAAAUACGGUAGUUGUGUCUUUGUUGAAGCGUUUGUGUAGUUUUUGAAAGUUGUGGCACUGUAUAAAGGUAUUACUUUUUUUUAUCCAAACAUUUUGAAGCUCAUAUACAUAUAUAUGUGCAAAGACACGCGUGCAGGAUUUUGUGCAGGAAUAGUCAUUAAUUGCAAACAGACGUUUACAGAAAUUAAAUGAAUAUACAAAAUAUUUAGCUGUGAGGGAGAGAGUGCUAGUGUUUGUUUGGUUUUUUUGCCCUAGGUGCAGAGGGCCUUUUGUAAAUUAGGAUUUAUACUAUGGCUGUGUCUAUUAACUCAAAUUAUCAAUAUUCUGAUACUGCUACAAGAUCGAUCGAUCUGUGGAUCGAUCUUUGGCAAUUGUUCUCGAUACCCGUGUGACAUCAACGAAAUUGAUCCAAUACAGAUUAUGUUAAAAUAGUUCUUAACGCUACUCUUUGAUCUCAAACCCUCCACACCUCCACGUAAUAAUGUGAACCCCUUUACACUAAAUCCUAUCGCUCACCUUACAUUUAACCUUUAGUUCAAUCCAUAACCGUAAACUUUAAAACCCCGAAGGCCUCUGAAUCUUAGGAUGCACACAAUGAACGGUUGUGUCCGAGAGUUCCUGUGGAGCCCCAGGGCAUCAACAGCAGUGUGCUACACUCUUAGGUUGUUUCGGUAAAGUCACGUAGGUAAAACUAAAUAAAUAAUAAAUAAUAUAAAUAAUUACAGAAAUAAUAACAGAAAUAAAAUAAUAAAUCACGACGUUUCGGAGGCAACACAAGUCUCCGUCAUCAGGUGAGACGGUCACAACUAGAUUUACCGUUUCAAGUGAGGCAAAAGUCCAAGAGACUAGUUCUUAAAUACAAGUUAAGGGGGGAGGGGCUUAUCUGAAUGUGGUAGCCAAUGAAUGGAACGUGUUGGGGGGUGGGCGGGCGAGGCUGAAAGAGAACAAUAGGUGUACAAGAUGUCGUUAUACCCCGUGUUGGUUGACAAUCCAAAUACAAAAAGGAGAGCAGUAUGCUACAAAAUCUGUGGCCACAGGAUGGCCCUUAGGCCAUCCUAGCAGAGAGCUCGUUGUUUAAAUCCGUUAAAUAAAUUAGUCAAGGUCUUUAUUAGGAGUAAACAAAUUGCCAAAACAUUCAUAAAUUGUUGCACUCUGUCUCGGUAAACUAACUUUUGGGUCUCGGUGUAUCUAUAACUUGCAUUCCACACAAGUUUUUAGGCUGACAAUGUGACUUGGAUGUCAGCAAAAAAUAAAUAGCAACAUUUGUACACCCUAAUCUUCUGAAGCCUUUCACGGACAACAAUAAACACCAAUCCACAAUUCCCUAACCCCAUGUGCCUAUCACGUAAAGGUAUCGUUAAAAUAUUGAUAUUCUGUAGUAUAAAUUGUAUAUAGUGUGGGUACCAAAGCAUUGGUAUCACGCACCACUGCAGUAGUUGAGACUGGGUAGAGAUUAAACAGUGACUGGGUUGUUGGUUCGUUGUUCAUGGGAUAAAUGUGUGGCACAGUAUCGGGAUUUCUCCAUGUUUUCAAGAGUGCCAUAUUGAAUUUAGCAGUAAUAAUGCUAAAGACUGGUAAACGUAAAAAAAAAAGUUUAAAAAAAUGAAACCGAAGACAAUGAUCAUAAGAAAAAAUAAUAAAGGCGUUCUAAAAUAUUUUUAUAUAUUUUUUUACAAAUUAUCAUUGAGAUUAUUUAUUUCUUAAGUUAUUUAAAGCAUGCAAUAACGUGCUCGUGCGCAAGGCAAGGCACAAAUGCGGUCUAGGUGCUCGCGCAGCACUGCGCGUUACCUAGCCUGUCCGUCACGUUUCUGUUGUUUCUUUGGCGAGAACAAGGGGGUAUGAAAAAACAUUUACAGAUCCGUUUUGCCAUCAAGAGACGCCUGCUGUUAGUUUUUUGGGGGGGUUUGGUUUAAACAAAAAAAAUUGCUUUGUUCUUUUCACAGUCAUUGUCCGGUUGCCGUCUUGCUCAUUAAGUCCUGUGGACAGGAAGCCACUUAAAAAAAAUGGCAUCGUAGAUAUUUUCCGUGAUGCUAUGUGGCCAAAAUAUGUUUCCACCAAUUUUGUGUUAUUAUGUUGUCAGUGACUUGAAUCUAGAUUUCAAGAGACUGGAACUCAAGGUUGACGCAUGAAUGAAUCUUGACAACAAUUUUACUGUUAUUCUCAACAGCCUGGUAAAAUUAACAAAAUAAGUGUCAGCAGUACAAAGUCAGUCCCGAGCGGGGUACGUAAAAUAAAACUCAAUCAAAUUUCGCUUCGGGUGGAAGUGAUGGAUACAUACACGAUGGUAUGGGACACUAUUUAAAUUGUAUAUGAUAUGCACGAAGGCAGUGAAUUUUAAAACGACACUUUAAACAACGGCGGGUUAUAUCUAUAAUUGCUUCCCUGCGGGAGACGAAGGCGAUUGUUUAUAAUUGAAUGCCCUGUCUUCGGUCGACUGCGAUGGAGACACUCUCCUCCUCUGGUGUGCUCACACCCUGGCCAGGAACCCAGUCUCCUGAAACUCCGCUUCAAGCCACCAAGUGGCUGUACUCUUUGUCCUCGUGACCUUUAUAAAAGGCCUCCGAACACUUGGAAGCACGCAGUUAUAGCACAUCUGUCAGGAAAACCACGUUUUGCAAACGCAUACACUCCUGUGUAUCCUGGCAGCAACGUUAAAGUCCGGAUAGCAGAAGUGUUUAUCUUUUCUUUUAGGUAGAAAUUAAAUACAUUUGUUGACGAUUAAGUCCUGUCGUCUCGUGUUUGGCUGCUCAUGGUUUUUCAUGGAUACAUUUUUUUCCAGAGGAACCAUUUCCCAGAAUGGCAAAGACCGCCACAGUCUCUCUUUGACCUUCAUCGAGUACUCAAAGUAGUUUAUUUAUUCCUCUCUUUAACACGUAUCGGCCAUUAACACAUUACCUCCCGUUCACAAUCUUUAGAAGUCCUCAAAGUAAAGCCCACUUGCAAGAACACCCUGGUUAGUUGUUUUUUUCUCUCUCGCUCUCUCUCGCUCUCUUGCAGGGCUGAUAUUGCCCCUUUUUUGCUGAAGAGAAAACCCAGGCGAUGCUCUUUUCCACUGGAGCCCCUGCAGCAGGGCCUCCUGCAGAUCCUGCAGCAGUAUCUGCAUCCGUGUGUGUGGGGUGGGAGCUAAAGGGCUGCCCUGUUGCUGCGUCUUGAAACACUGCCGGGUGAAACCUGCUUCCCAGUGUUCUGAGACUUUUCAGCAUCUUGUCGUUUUCAACUGGGGAGUUGCUUUCUGGAAGGUGUGUAGUUGUUUGCAGUGUGUAGGUGUUUUUACCUGUGCUUUAAAAUGCGUUUAACAAAAAAAGGUACUUUGUUUUAAUAUAUAAUUAUAUAAAUACAGAGAAUAUUUGUGCGUUUAUUGCUGGUGGCGACGAAAGUGUGCUGGUUUUUUGUCGACUCGACGUCACGAGGCCACGUAAAUUUCAGGCUUUUCGGAUGAGGCUCGCGCUUAGCGUAAAGGUCACGAUCGCGGACACUUAUUCUGCUUUUGGUGUUCAACAUCGGAUGAGCAGCCCCUACAGUGCUUGGCGCACUUUUUCCCACGGGGGGCUGUCGCUUUCUUUCACGGGGGUUGACGAUUCACGCCGAAGGAAUGGAUGACCCCCCCAAAAAAAACACAACGCACGACACAAAAAAACGAAGUAACCUUUACGACGUGUCCUCUCAUCUGACGCAGGUGGGAAGCAUCGUUGCGGAGAAAAGUGCGCUUAGGUGAUUGGAAUUCUGAGGUUUGCGUGCGCCACCGUUUUUAACUCGUGAUGUCACCAACACGUGUGAUCCUGUCUCUGUAAAUGAGGGAAUCAUCCAAGUGGAGGAAUUCAGGAAAAAAAAAUUACACUUUUUCCGACAUGUUUACAAACUUGCCCUUGCUGUGAAUAUUGCACAUUACACUUGUUACAGCAAGGUCACCCUUGCAACCUACCUGCAAUCUAAAUGUUAUCGACGGCCAACAGUGAAAUUCUGGCGGAAGCGACCUUUAGAGCCUGCAGCAACGCAACAUCAUCCUACGUGCAAAUGCCGUACGGCUGGGUCAUCAGCAUUUUGAUUACUCCCGCAGCUUUUCUGCCAUUGUCUCUUGCAGCGUGUGUCCGUUAUCAGUGUACAAUCGACGUGAGCAAAAACUCGAAUACAUCCCUGGCUAUAUCGCCAUAGAAUCUCUCACCAUAGUACCAGCGGCGGCGGGGGUAGCGGCCGUGAUGUUUACCGACGCUGAAACAUCCGUUUUGUUUUGCAGGCCGCCUCAUGCGACGUUUGUUGAUUUCCUGAUGAUUAUAGCAGAACCCCCCCCCCCCUACGCACUCACCUGCAUUGUGCAAUUGCAUAAUCCAUUUUGAAUGGGCCGCGAAAACUGGCGCAGCGAUUCCUAUUCGUUGAAGCUGAGAGACAGGAUUUGAGAGGUAAUAUGUCAUUUCUUCUCCUUCCACUUAAAUUGCUUUCAUCUGCCUCAUUAGCCUGAGCGGACAUUGUAACAAGACUGCUUAGUGCGUACUGGGGGUUUCCCCCCCCCCCCCCCCCCGGGUUCAACAUGCUAUCCAACACCUAGGCAAUUUGUAUGGAGUUUAAUCGGGCGUGAUUGAACGCCGUUCACAACUUCCACAUCGGUCCCUUCAUCGCCAACAAAAGUUAAUUCAUUACGUGCAAGGCAACACUCACAAACCGCAGUGGUGCGUUGUACACCGCUUUUUUUCCAGACAGAAGAUUUCCACGCUUUAAAUCAAUGACACUUUCAUUUUUUGAAGCCCUCUUGUGUGUUUUGGGGAAGGCUGUUUUACGUGAUAAUCAUAAGCACAAUUUGCGGCAAUAUGAAUAAGCUGUACUCCGCCAUCCUAAUUAUAUAAAUAAUAUUGAAAAAAGGGAUUUGUUAUCGGAUUGCAUGAGCCGGGUUCCAAAAAUCCUGCUUGGCUUAUGAGAUCCGAUGGGAUCGUGCACAUUCAGAGUGAUUUGGUGGCAGGCACACACACGCAUGUAAGCUGUGACAUUCGAGCAGGUUCUGUGCCCAGAUACCCGUGCCAAAACUAAGUGGCUUCGUGUGAGGCCGCACGGGGAGGCGACGUCUCUCUCGCAUGGCCUGCAUGGCCGCGGCCGCUUCAUCACAGCUGUGAAAAAUGACAUUGCGCAGAAUAUGUAUAUCCCAUUCGUCACUCCGCUGCGAGGUGAUGGCCUCUCCAUGGUGCAUGGGUCAUAGGGGUUGUAUAUGUCCAUUCUUCACUCUGCUGGUGAGUGUGGAUUGGUGAUGGCAGGGAUUAUCGACGAGGCGUGCGUACAAGUACAGUAUAACAUUGGAUGUUGCGCUUCUCUGCUUCCCGCAAACAUAAACCUGCAGCGGCCUACAGCGCCUGUUUUGCAUAGUCACCCAUCCAAGCACUAUCCAAGAUCAACGCCUGCUUAGCUUUCGAGAACAGGCUCAUUUCUGAAUGAGUUGUGCAGAGCCUUUAGAUACGCACACCAACUCGAAAAUUGCGAGACUUCAAAUGAAUUGUAUGGUGAGCAGAAACUGACACAGCAGUUGAUUGAGUCACGGUGGAAGUAUAAACUCGUGUGAGGGCACUUGCCACGAAGGCAUUUGGCACUAAUUCGCCAGUACAUUCCCAAAUUCCCUCUGGUAAUUUCCUCACCGUGUGUUGUUUCACAUGAUGUCCGACGGUUCACUUCACACGCCGGGAGCUUCUUCAUGAGCUAAAGUCAAGAAGCUCCCAGCGCUGAAUUCAGUUCCCCGUAGAAGCUCCCAGCUCGCGGAGCGAAACGUCGGACAUCGUAUCGAACAUCGCACGGCACGACCCGAAAACACCGGAGAGCCACGUGGAGCACGAAGGGAAAUUACUGAAGUGCACCUUCAGCUGUGAGGUCGACAUCAAAGACCCCGUGACUUCAAUUUACAACACGAUGUUAGUGCCCGUGUAAUAGCUGCUACCCCAAACGUUUUAAAGCUGUCAUUGUAAAAAAAAAAUCCAUAUACAAACCAUUCCCACGUAACUAAAUUUACAUGGGACAAUUACAUCUCAGCAUGCUCUCGACUGCUUAAACAAAGAAUAUUUCAGCAUUUCAUUCGAAUUAAAACGAAUUAUUGUAAAGUUAAACGGCACUGCUGACACACGUGAAUAUGGGGGUGAGGGCUGUUACGACUUGAGGUUUUUAGCUGCCAAAACGUAUUUGAUGUCCUCCGACUAUACAUUUGGAGUAUUUCGAGAAUUUGGCUGCUAUAAAUUUCCACAAAAGCCACUUCGUUGAGCUCUCAUUUGUGGCCAGGUCGCUUCUGAAAAAGAGCUGUAUAGCUGAAUGGUAAAAUAAAAAAUAGCGGAGUUGAAAUAAUUUAUCAACGUAAAAAAAAAUCUCACUGUUCUCAGCCACGUGUACACCUUUUUUCAUUACAAUUUUAUAACAUAUCCACGUAAAUUAUACAGGCAGGGCGUGACAGUAGCUUUUAAAGGCAAGCUUAAUUUCAGAGCGCUAAUCUGCCCUGCCAACUCGCGUUGUGCACGGUCGAACGCUCCCUCGUGCCUGCACGUUAAUGAGGGCCACGCUCUUGACUCCUCAUCGAGUCCCAGGUGCUGUCCGCACGUGGACGUGUGCGCACCUGUGUGUGUGUGUGUUUUUUAGUAAGGCUCUGUGAACACAACCAUCGUGUAGUGAAUCUAUGGCGCAUACACUGUACGUCAGGAUGUAUUUCCUUAUAACUAAAUCUGGGACGAUAGACAAUUUUUCGUAGACGAAUCGACUCAAAAUUCAUAUUGCUACCUCUUGAAGGCAGGAAACCCCGUAAAAGGCCACGAACCUCCCGGCCAGCGUCACACAUGGAGAACCGAGGUAAAACUUGUAUUUCUCCACGGGUGGAGUAAUCUCUGCGACUUGGGAUUCAAUGACAUUUCGCAAUAGCUGGGCAGCGGGUGGGGCAUUGAAUAAAAAGUACAGCAAUCUCAUUAUUAGUGUGCCUGAGAUCACUGUGAUAUCACAAUUAUUUCGAUUCUAUCGGUCCACUGCUUUUAAACGAGGAGUCUCCCAAGGCCAUGGUGAGCCGUGGCGAUUGUUUGAACAUUCUUCACCUCACUGCUCAGUGCAAGUUGGUGGGUGCCCAGGACCAUGGCUGGGCAGUGAACCCCACCAGACACCCACUUGCUGGGCCCUGCUUGUGAGAGGCGGUACAGCAAGUAGAUCACUGACCUGCCUGUGCAAAGACGUGUGGGUCUUCUCUCGUACGGAUUGGUUUUUCUCUGGGCACUCCUGUUUCAUGCCUCAAAUCGAAAUAAAUAAAUUCAAGCCGUAAGUGACCAAACAUACCAGCCAGGUGCUUCCUGACAGUUGUGAGUAAAUAAUGUAAUUAAUCUACUGCUGGAUGAAGAAGGCCGUCCCACGCCAUGUGAGUCACGGGUUAGGCUGGGGUUCUUUGACUAUACUUCACCACGCUGGUCAGUGUGGGUCGGCGAAGGGAGUAUCCCAGCACGAGUCGAGUUCGGUCACUCGGGAGCAUUGUCGCCGUGGACGGGAGUAAUACGCAGGUGGCCGGGUACAUCCCGCGCGACACCGUUCCACCCCGUAUUUGCUAUUGUUACAUUUAUCCAUACUCUUUGGUUCUUUCGGUAAAGUCACGUAGGUAUAAAAGAAAAUAAAUCACGACGUUUCGAUCGCAACUGCAAGCGACCAUCAUCAGGUGGAACAGAUACAAGAUUUUUACAGUUGUUUGUGAAGCGUAUAACAUUUCCGAUGCAAACAACAAAAAAACAAGAACCAUCUGUAACAUCAUUGCGGUCGUUGAAUUUGUUGUUGUUUAAUCGGGGUUGUUUCACGAACGCGAUCUUAAAAUAUGAAGUAACAAAAAAACUGCACGUUGCAAUUCAACACUCUGAGCAGUGGCAGCGCUUCAAAGGGGCUGCUCUACCCCCUCUCCAUCCACGGAGCGCACAUUUGCACGCAAUGAAUUCUUCAGCUUGUUCGGCAGCGUUCACAGGACCCUAAUGACCGGUGCCCUUUCUAAAUCAUCUCGCGUUUCUGCACCGCCGGCUGCAGCACGCUGGCGGACGCUGCCAUCGUACUUCAGCCGCAGCAAUAAUUGCCGCGCCAAAGCAGCACGAUUUCUGUUAUUUAUUUUAGGAUUGUUCUCUCUGCCUGUUGUUUUGUUUGCAGUGUUGUGUUUGUUCACGCUUGUGUGUUUUCACCGUUUAUUAUAGUUUUUUCUCCUCCGUGUGGUUUCUUAUAUCUUUGCUCGGGCUAAUGAUCCGAAGCGCGCUUUUCACAUUAUCUUUGUAUGUCCCCAUUUAUAAGAGUACCAUACAUUUUAUUAAAUUAAGUUGAAAUGUAUAGUGCAGUGUUUGUUUUUUGGAAAUGUAAUUAGUACAGUGGGUCGGCAACCACAAUAACGAGAAGGGGCAUUUUUUUUUAUCAUCGAAUUCGGUAACAACAAAAACGCAAUAUUUCAGGAGCCGCAAUGCACCGUGUGGUGAAUACGAGACGGUGAUGUUAAGUCAAAAUGUGAUUGUCCUUCAUAAAUAACGUCACCAAGCAAGUCCUUAAAGAGUCGCAUGUGGCUCCGAAGCCGCAGGUUGCUGCUCCCUCGUGUUGGAUGUGAUGGUGGCACGGCGGUAACACUCGUAGCAAGAAGCACCUGGGUUCAAUUCCUGACUAGGGCGCCUUUCUGGGUUGAGCUUGUAUUUCCUCUCCCCUGUUCUGCCUUGGUCUGUUUUGGUUUCACCGCUUUCCUCUCACAGCUACAAACAACAACACAAACCCUACAAUGUAAUUGGUAUUGGCCAAACAUCCCAAUGCUGAAAAUAAAUACCUGAAAGUUACUCAAUUGGGAUCACACACAGCAGCAACGGCAAACAUCGUCCCCUCCUGCGAAAAAAAACUUGGUACGACCCUCCUGAAAAAGUGUAUUGAGACUCCGUGAGCCUUUGCUGGUAAACAAGUAUAAAUAUAUAUAUCUAAUUUUAUACAUUAUCUCUCUAGAUCCUGAAGCAAAUGUGUCAUGAGACAAUACGUUGUUGGCAAAUUACAAAUGAGCCCAUUUGCAGCAAAAGUUUUUUCAAAUGCACAUUAACGGUAGAUUUUUUUUAUCAGUUAUACCAACUCCAUCCAGAAUGCCCCCUCACAACCCCAGUCUGCUCUGUACAUAUGAUAGGCAUCCAUUAAUCUUGUUUAAAACUUUUUUUUUUUUUAAUAUAUACUUACCCAAUUUUAUUCCAAUCGUGCUGUCGGCUUCACGUCGUGCGGCAAAGUGGCCAUUUUUGAACUUUUACAGAGCGGCGUUUGGCCCAUGACAAAGAAUGUUCAAUGGAAGGCGAUGUCACAAAACUACUUCUGGUUUCCAUCAAGUGACUCCUUAUCCACGCUCAUGGCCCUUCACUUUCUCAUACACUCUGCUAGACGAAUAAACUUGACUCGCUGUAGACACGUUCGCCGGAUAUCAGUUUAAAAAUAUAUUAUUUAUAUUUUCUAGAUUUGUAAUUUGUUGCCGAAUUAAGUGAAACCCCCAAAUGUAAUACAAUAUUAGUGGCACACACUGAAACGUUUAGAGUAUUUGGCUGCUAUACAAUUCCACGUGAUAAGCCACUUAAUUGGGCUAUCAUUUGCAGUCUGUGCGCCUUACCUGGUAAAACAAAUAUAUAGUAAAAUUGUUUACAUCGUAUUUGAAAGCACAUUUACACGGAGAUUUUUCCUGCACUGAUACAUCGCGAUGUGUGAGCACUUGUUGAGUUUUUGUGUAAAAAAAAAUCUAUAUAUUAAACAAUAACAACCGUAUAAAGGGAAACUGCAGAGCAAUCUGGUGAGAGAAUUGAUCCACAGUAACACCGUCCCACUCCCUCCUCCUUACUUUAUAUCUUUCUCUCUGCAUUCCAGCCAUGUUAAAUGUGUGCUUGGCCACUUGUGGCACACGUGACUCUUGCCAUCGAAGGCUCAAGUAAAACAUCUUCACAUCCGACAUCGCGUUGCACGAAACAAGGGUGAACAUCGCACAGUGGGACAAACGCAAAAGUGAUCGUUCAGGCCAUGAAACAGCUUCAAGCAUCAAUCUUACACAUAUUGCUAAACUGCCCUACUCUUAAGACGUCGAGGUGACCGAGUGGUUCCCUACUUGUCCUUAAAGCUGGAAAAACAAACCGUUAUAAACUUGAGUUUGUAUUCAUUAUUUUUGACCGGUCAUCAUCAUCUCUCACGGCGGUGUUCUUCAUUGCAAGGCCCGCGGGCCCCUAGUGGCCCCUCGUGGCCUUUAGUGUGGCCCCUGACGUGCGGCCCCCGACAAUACACAACAUGUGAAAACACCCCACAUCAUCGUGCUGUCACACCCCAAUGGUUUCAAAUGUGUGGUGGCCCUCACACGGAUAUCUUAUCGGCGAAAGUGCCCCCCCUCGGAAAAUGUGAAGAACAACGUCUCACGAUGCAACAGUCCAUACAGCUCCCGCACAAGGCGCUGAUUUCAUCGAACCAGCUGUACGGUAGAUGCCGUUGGAGUGUUCCCUCCUUUUGGCUGCCAUUCCUUCAUUUUGUCUAGACCACCGGCGAUCAUCCCAUCCGGCGAUAUGUUCUACCCAAGCCCAAUUGCUUUUCAUAACAGUUACUGAGAUGGUGUCUCUUUAACUUGUGUAGGUUCUCUAACCCACGUUUGUCUAUGGGAGACUAUAAUGUGCACUGUGCUUGGGAAAAUGACUUCAUCUCUGGUCGAAGCUUGCGGUUCGAAUUAUAAUUUCCAGCGUUGCUCAUUCAGUUCUCUGACGCAGUCUCCAGGCCUCCGUGAUACUCGCCUCCUUUCUAACAUAAUUUGAAUGUUUCCGUGAAUUUACUUGUGAAAGGGUGGUCAUAUAAGCCUUCCUUCAUCAUUUGCUUGCCACUGAAACACUGAAUUUAUACUUUUUGUGGUGUUUUACUUCAGUUGCUUUAUGACUACAUUUGAGACUUCUCUGGUUAGUGGUCAUGUUUGGGAUAUAGCUCCGACUGUUAUGAAAAGUGGCAGUAGCAUAUUUCUAAUUGUCUACUUACACUCAUUGCUUGAGUCUUGCUUUUGGAAGGAGGGCAGGCAAACCCAUAAAACUGUAUUCCUUUUUAACCCGAUAUUCAUGUGUAACUUGUAGCAUUAAAAACAUGAUCAGAGACAGAACAAAAACAUAAAGACAAAGAGAGAGACUCAGGGAGACAUUGUGAAGCAGACAGAGAUAUGGAAGUCACGGACAAAAACAUAUAGGUACGGAGAUGGUGGACAUAGUUGGAAAUACAGAGAAACAUGAAGAUAAAUACAGAACAACACAAAACGUGUUAAAUACAAUAGAGACACACAGAAAUAGAAACAGAGGGACAGACAUAGAGACAGAAAUUGAGACAAACAUACAAAGAGACGUGAAGAGACAAAAGCACAGCCACGUAUAACAAAGACAAUGUGACAGAUAGCAGAAGUAGGUUUAAAAUGUAUUAAGAGGAAUAUGGAUCGAGACGCAUAGAGAAACAGAGUUGCAGAAAGGACAGAGAAGUGACACGUGGGCCUGACAAUCUGAACCCACUCCUGAAUCCCACCGACGGCAACCGAGUAUGAAGUCAGGAGGUCUCGUAAGCCUCACAAUUUUCGUGAUCUUUUCGAUUUAAAGCUUUCGUGACUGCAGGGAUUAAUCUUCUUGGUUCUUUCGGUAAAGUCACGUAGAAUGGAAAUAAUAAAAUAAUAAAAAUAAAACAUAAUAUAAUAAUAUAAUAUUGUAUUAUGUUUUAUUUCUUGGUUCUUUCGGUAAAGUCACGUAGAAUGGAAAUAAUAAAAUAAUUAAAAUAAAACAUAAUAAAAUACAAUUCUCACGACUUCGUGAUCACCCCUGAUAAGACGCGCGGACAUUGUGUGACGGAUUCUCUAAUUGUGCCGCUAUCUCGCAAUUAAGCAAUAGCAGCUGUAGGUGUGUUUGUUUGGCACGUGCUUGUGCACACUCAAUAAGAUAUCCCCAUCCCCGUGCUCAAGGGAGCAUCGUGCGGUCUUGAUAUCGUCUAUCAAGUCCUGAGGCAACGCUGAAAGGACUCUGCACUAGAUUUGAAGCUUUCGUGACUGCAAGGAUUCAUAUUCUUUGUU
Messenger RNA from Lethenteron reissneri (Far Eastern brook lamprey), 16969 nucleotides. It is a transcript of the gene CELF2, whose product is annotated as CUGBP Elav-like family member 2. The record is from RefSeq and is a predicted model, not a curated record. Lineage: Eukaryota; Metazoa; Chordata; Hyperoartia; Petromyzontiformes; Petromyzontidae. Gene Ontology annotation, molecular function: RNA binding.